CUUCUAUAGUAUAUGUUAAACUUAUAUCACUAGAAACUUAUCUUAGUUAUGAAUACAAAGUUUGUGUUAAUUUUGUUUGCUUAUCUUUUACAUAGAACACCAUCAAUGUUUUAAGUAUGAGUGCGUGUGUGUAUAUAUACACAUCCUUAGCCACAACGUUGUACAUAGCUCACAACAAAAGAAAAAACAAAAAAGAAGAGAAAAAUGGAGAAUUCUCAGAGUCAGGGUAAAAACAAGAAGAAGAGGCUAACACAAGAUCAAGUUAGACAACUGGAGAAGUGCUUCACUAUGAACAAGAAGCUUGAGCCAGAUCUGAAACUUCAACUGUCGAACCAGCUUGGUCUACCUCAAAGACAAGUCGCUGUCUGGUUCCAAAACAAGCGAGCCAGGUUCAAGACUCAGUCUCUUGAGGUCCAACACUGCACUCUUCAGUCCAAGCACGAAGCAGCUCUCUCCGACAAGGCAAAGUUAGAGCAUCAAGUGCAGUUUCUCCAAGAUGAGCUGAAGAGAGCAAGGAAUCAGCUUGCUCUGUUCACAAAUCAAGAUUCUCCUGUUGAUAAUUCUAAUCUUGGUUCUUGUGAUGAAGAUCAUGAUGAUCAAGUGGUGGUAUUCGACGAGCUUUACGCUUGCUUUGUUAGCAAUGGACAUGGAUCUUCAUCAACCUCAUGGGUCUGAUUCUGUUUCGACGCAGACAAGAUUCCAAUAUAUAUAGUCUUGUCUCUGUUUUGUUUCGUUUGAUCUGUUUCUCUUUGUCUGAAUAGAUUUAAAAUUUGUAAUUAAAGUCAUUCAGACAUUCACUAAUACAAAGAGAUGAUUUUCUUCAUUUCUUGUUAUGGUUAUAAGAAUUGCAAUGUUGUAACAACACAAGAAACCAACAACUACUCCAUGGUCUAGUUUCAUCUUACCUUAUUGAUCACAUCAAGUCUUUUCAUUCAAUAUUUAGUAUCAUGCACUAGAUUAUGCAAUAAUUCAUAAAUCUAGUGU
Arabidopsis thaliana (thale cress) is the source of this 984-nucleotide messenger RNA. It is a transcript of the gene HB52, whose product is annotated as homeobox protein 52. Gene Ontology annotation, biological process: regulation of DNA-templated transcription; regulation of transcription by RNA polymerase II. Gene Ontology annotation, molecular function: DNA binding; DNA-binding transcription factor activity, RNA polymerase II-specific; DNA-binding transcription factor activity. The transcript has a single exon. NCBI's taxonomy places the organism in Eukaryota, Viridiplantae, Streptophyta, Magnoliopsida, Brassicales, Brassicaceae. Gene Ontology annotation, cellular component: nucleus. The record is from RefSeq and is marked reviewed. Bases 205 to 675 code for a protein of 156 amino acids.